Molecule: messenger RNA, 1266 nt
Organism: Poecilia latipinna (sailfin molly)
Lineage: Eukaryota; Metazoa; Chordata; Actinopteri; Cyprinodontiformes; Poeciliidae
Product: multivesicular body subunit 12B-like
Exons: 10
Coding region: 377-1108 (243 amino acids)
Biological process (GO): regulation of epidermal growth factor receptor signaling pathway; viral budding; virus maturation
Cellular component (GO): ESCRT I complex; late endosome
Source: RefSeq, a predicted model, not a curated record
AGAGAGACACACAGCUGUCAGGAGGCCCCGACCCGUGGAUGCAUUUAUGAGAGUCAAAGUGCAAGACAGCCGCAAAUGUAGUUACACAACUAAUUAGGCUGGAUAAGUUAUGGCAAAGAAAUGAGGCCUCCAAGAAGUUAACAAAGCAAACUGAACCGUUAACUGUUUUUUUCAAGUUUUUGGUGACUAAUGCAGGUAAAUAGAUAAAGAGACUUUGAACCCAACAACAGAGAUUUGUGAUGUCACUCUGUGGACUUUCAGGUUAAUUAUUACCAAUAUGCGACACCCGGAAGUGUUGAAGCUUCGUAACACGGAGGCAACGUCGAACUGAAGAGGCAAAUACCAGACAUUUUCACGUAAAAAAAAGAUCUCCAACAUGUCUGAAGAGAGCAACAAGCUGGGCCCCAUCUCUGCUGUCGGAAUAGUUAGUUCACUCACCAAAAUCCCUGACGGCUUCUAUGUUGUUACACAAACAACAGAUGGCUCCGACGCCGACCUGUGGAAGGACGGCUUAUUCAAAUCCAAGGUCACUCGCUACCUUUGCUUCUCCAGGAAAACUGAGCCUGAAGUUGUUGUGGAUAUGAAGCUGAUUGACAUCAAGGACCCGCUGCCAGAGUCCUUCACACUUGUGCAAGAAACAUUAGACAAAAAGGAAGCUGCCAUGAGGAAGAGGAGGCUGUGUGUGAAAAUGAGCACUCGUGAGGCUGCCGAGACAGCUGUAUGUGACAUCCAGAUCACCGCCAAAUCCAAGUUCCAGCUUGUUAACUACACCUGUGUGGGAGAGAUAAACAACAUGGGAAUAUGGUAUCGCAUGGGAGACGUUCCUCGGAGUCGGUCAUCUCAGCAAACUAGGAGCGCUCCAAAAACUGACGCCCUGUACAGCACAAUAAGGAUCGCCAUCAGCAGGCCACAGUAUCAGCAGGAGAACAGUGGCAUCUACACUAUGUCAGCUCUCGACGAUGUGCCAUUUAUGGUGUCGGAGAAGUUUCACGUAAAACCUCAACAGAUGCAGCAAGUCAGUUUAAUGGGCAUUACGAUCAAAUCCCUGGCAGAGAUCGAGGAGGAAUUCCACUACAACUUCGGCACAGAACUGAGUAUUGUUCCUUAACCCCUCGUCCGGCUCUCCCUCCGAGAAACGCAACAAGAAUAGUUCAAUGGACUAGAAGGAUCAUUUAUGAGUUAAUCGGGGAUUUUUACUUUCAAAUGUUGCAUGAUUUCUCAUUUUAUUUAAAUUAUUUAAUUUCUAAAAAAUAAGUACUAGAAAAG